GGAGUCAGUUUAAGUUGAUCUUUGUUUUAACAAAGUCAAGUACUUAGCCACAGUUGUUGAUUGUUUUUCUUUUUAUUUGGGUGCGAAAUCUAAAUUAAAUAUUAAAACAUAAAUAAAUAUUUAAAAAAUUUAUUGUUAUUGUUGUAUGUUUAAAGCAGUUGUAAACUUUACUUUAUAAUUUAUUUUUUUUGCAAAGUACAUAAUUUUUUAAAAAAUAAAUAACUAACUGUGUUAAUUUAGAAAUAAAAGUUUACAAAAUGCCCUCCAUAGAAUAUAACCUUAAUUUAACUGAAGAACUACCAGAGGACAUCAAGAAAGUGGCCAUAGAAAAUGGUGAAUGUGAACUAACUAAAAAACAAAUGAUUGCUGAAUUCCGAAAUUAUAUACAAGAACAUGAUCGCUGUCAGCCACAUAGAACCGAUGAUGAGUACUUAAUAAAAUUUCUCAGGGCCCGCUAUUGGAAAAUUGAACCCAGUUAUAAAUUGUUGUGCCAUUAUUAUAAAUUUCGCGAACAAAAUAAAUCCUAUUAUGAAAAAGUACGACCCGUUGAAUUGAAAUUUAUAAAUGAAGCUAAUAUAUUAACAGUAACACCGUACCGGGAUCAAAAAGGUCAUCGCAUAAUAAUCUAUCGCUUUGGCAAGUGGAAAACCAAUGAGGUUCAUAUUGAUGAUAUAUUUCGUGCAUCGGUAUGUCUUUUAGAGAUGGGUUCUAUGGAGCCUAUCGGUCAAGUUAUGGGUGGUGUGGGUAUUUUUGAUUUGAAAGAUUUUACCUUGGGUCAUGUGCUACAUUUGAGUCCUAGUGUUGCUCAGAAAAUGAUAGCCAUGUUGGUGACCUCAAUGCCUAUACGUACCUCUGCUUUACAUAUUGUUAAUCAAAAUUGGGUGUUCAAUACGGCUUUUAAUAUAUUUAAGCCAUUUUUGGAUUCCUCAAUGAAAGAAAAUUUAUUUAUACAUGGUUCGGAUAUGUCUUCGCUGCAUAAACAUAUUAGUCCUGAAUAUUUACCAAAGAGAUAUGGCGGCAUUCAUGAGGACUACCCUGGAGAUAUGUGGUUCGAAACUCUUAGUAAAAAUAAGACAUUACUAAAGGAACUAGAACAACUGGGCUACGUUUUUGAUGAGAUAAACUAAAGGAAGACCAUUCACAUUUUAAUUGUCCAUAGAACUGAGUUAAGUUUUUUAAUUAGAUUUUUAAGUUGAUAAAAUUUAAUAAAUUUUAAUAAAACUCAAA
Lucilia cuprina (Australian sheep blowfly) is the source of this 1227-nucleotide messenger RNA. Its product is annotated as alpha-tocopherol transfer protein. The transcript has 5 exons. Gene Ontology annotation, molecular function: phosphatidylinositol bisphosphate binding. Gene Ontology annotation, cellular component: membrane. The coding region runs from base 258 to 1127 and encodes 289 amino acids. Lineage: Eukaryota; Metazoa; Arthropoda; Insecta; Diptera; Calliphoridae. The record is from RefSeq and is a predicted model, not a curated record.